GCAUGUUGACCUCUCCCGCGCAAUCCAUAUGCAUGCCACCGAAGGUGCCCUUGCAUGCAUGAUGAACGCAACUACUAGUGUGAGCAGCUUAGCUUUCUUCGUCUCUCUUCUGUGCGGCGAUUCCCAGCUUGGUUAUGACAUCGUGUCGAAGCCACCAAACCUCCUCGAGCGACGAAGCGGUUUUGCUUCAGCUUCCUUCAUCUUGACGACACAGUCGCGACGCUCUUUCUCGAACAGACCUACCGUUUCAUGUGUGCCGUUCUUGCCUCUCGCUUCAUCAUCCCGGUGUCUCCCUUCAUUUCGAGUCAUUCGUUUUUACUGACGUUUGCGGUUCCUGUCCGCAUCGACCAAGUCCUAUAUCGCUCUGUUUGGUCAAUAUUGGUUGCGUAUGAAAUUGGGGCCGAAGAGAAAACUUGUCCAGCACUUGCACGGACAUCUAAAUAAGCGUCGGAAGUACUGCUGGUACAAGGUCGAAGCGCCCGACUUCCACCUUGACGGUUGUUUUGCAUACCAGACAACGUCUGAGCACGGACUUUUUCACGACGACUUUCACUUCCAGCCUUGGACCGGCGUUGUCUUUGUGAAUUUUCUUGCCGACACUGUCUGGGUCACCUUGGAAUUGGGGGCUUCAGGACAAACCUGAUGCAGCAUUCACGUCCACCUCAGUUCCCUCCUCUUUGCUCGUCGUUCAAGAGACAUAGGUCUAGCAUUGACGGCACACGGUUCACCAUAGACCUCACUCUGCCGAAGCCAUUUGCAGCGCCCAUUUGGGCAUCUCUCCCUACACCUCCCAUGUCCGGUUCUCCACCACCGGAGCCGCCUAAUGAACCACCACAGCUAGCGGGCCGUCGAAGGAAACGAUCCGAUACACCUCCUACAACUACAGCCGCCACGGUCAUCACAUCACCCGCAACGCCCAUCGAACAUACAGCUCCUAGACUGUUAGGUGCGCAGACAAGAGGUGGCGAGAUUAUUGCAGAAUUGCCCGUACAGCCGGGUCCCUACGUACCGAGUUACCCAAUUCCAGCCUCGUAUCAGUCCGGAUCUAGCCUAGCCACGACGACGACGACGAGCGGAACAGAAUCUCGAUAUGCCCUCAGCCCAGUGUCGCCUCGCACUGCACGAAAGCCAAAGGCGCAUGUCGCGUCGGCGUGUGUCAACUGCAAAAAGAAACAUUUGAGGUGCGACAACAGCCGACCAUGUAGGAGAUGUGUGCAGAGCGGCAAAGAGGGUACGUGCGUUGAUGUUGAGCACAAAAAGAGAGGGCGGCCUCCUUUGAAGCCAGAGGACCCCUCCGCACGGCGUCCGUUCGAGUCAGCCUUGACUCCGUUGGGAUCUACUCUGGGAGAUCCAACGAGACGAAUACCGGCUUCAGAUUCAUCCAUUUUGGGGCAGCCGCCGGGAUUUGUGCCACGGUGGCGACCAUUACAAGUAGACCCGUCUCGGAGUGCUCCUAUGAGAGGAGCAGGAUUCCCACCCAUGUAUGCUUCGGCGUCUAUCUCUCCCAGCCACGCCACUGCUGCAGGUACCUUUACUUCUCCUACUCGGCAAUAUCCGCCACUUGGAAUGUCUAUUCCCGGUCAAGCCCCAGCAUCGUACAGUCCACGUCAAUCUGGAUCUGCUAUGAGUACAAUGGCUGGAUAUGCGUACCCCUACCCGCAUCCUGGACAGAUGGGACCCCCAACUCAGAUGACUUACUCGAAUCCUAUCUUUCCACGUCCGACUGGAGCGGGAUCCUACUCCAGCGAAACAUUGCCACCGUUCGGUGGCCCAGCAACUCUUCAGCUACCGCCGAUUCGACCUGCCCCUACCGGGCCAAUUGACCCUGCCAUCACACAGCAAUCUCAGCAGCAGACGCACCAACCCCCUCAACAGGCUGAGGGUAGCAGAGAUGAUGGAACGCAGGAGCGCGAUCCGAAACGGCCGAAGAUGGAUAUUCAAGGUAUCCUUGGCCCUAAGCAUGAGUGAAUACGGCACCAUCAUAGGGAGACGGCGAGCCCGCCACACCUUCAAGCUGAAGUGUGACCACAUCGACUAAAUAUUUUCCUUUCUGACGAAGCAACGAGCGUCUAACGGCUUUUCACUACGACAUAUACUAUUUUCUACUUGUAUAACAGUUUUCCACAAUGAGCUGCGCUGGACGCAAGUUCGCCUGUGGACGACACCAGUUCCAGUUACAGUCCGCACAUAAUGAAGGUAUUGGGAUUGAAAGGCACCUAGGACCGAACAUUGGCACACGAAUGUCAUGUCGAUUUUCGUUCCAUUUCUUUUCGUUCACGGUGGAUAAUUGCUAUUCAUGCACAUAUUUCAUCUUCGACCGGGAUAGGAACCGGGAUGGUCCAAAAUGAGGCCUCAGAACUGUCACUGCCAGGGCAUAUCGUGCUGGCUAAAAGCACAGUUUUCGACUCACAUUGGAUUGGGCUAUGUUACGGCCUGGACGAACGAUGGGCAAUGGUGUCUAUUAUUUAUUUUUUUGAUGGACACGGAUGAGUUACCAGUCUCAUACUACACGGGGAAAAUGACUGUCUGUUUGGUUUACGGCGGAAUAAUUGGAGCAUGCACCCUGCGCAGGGGACGGACAUAACAUCGAUGGCUGGAAAUUGAUCAAUACCAGCAUGGAACUCUAUAGAUUUGUUUGCUGUUCAAGAGCUAUGGCUGUCAGGAAUCGGCGUGCAGUGCGAAAUGGCUACGACGACAAUGUCAAUACACGGCCGAUUGUGGAUGUCCAGUAUCACCGAAAUGGGAUUAUGUGGGUGUAUUUUGCAAGAGCCAGCAAUAAGGGGAAGGAAUCGUUCUAGAGGCUUCAGACGGUCUGGUCUGGUCUGGUCUGUAAGAAUAAAAAGUAUCCUGACCGGAAGCUGCCCAUCAUUGCUCUACAGUGUCUCAUGUUCAUCGACCGCUCGGAACAAU
Molecule: messenger RNA, 2910 nt
Organism: Exophiala xenobiotica
Lineage: Eukaryota; Fungi; Ascomycota; Eurotiomycetes; Chaetothyriales; Herpotrichiellaceae
Exons: 3
Coding region: 643-1968 (441 amino acids)
Biological process (GO): regulation of DNA-templated transcription
Molecular function (GO): DNA-binding transcription factor activity, RNA polymerase II-specific; zinc ion binding
Source: RefSeq, a predicted model, not a curated record